Branchiostoma floridae (Florida lancelet) is the source of this 1303-nucleotide messenger RNA. Its product is annotated as DBH-like monooxygenase protein 1. Bases 111 to 1187 code for a protein of 358 amino acids. Gene Ontology annotation, molecular function: copper ion binding; dopamine beta-monooxygenase activity. The transcript is spliced from 8 exons. The record is from RefSeq and is a predicted model, not a curated record. NCBI's taxonomy places the organism in Eukaryota, Metazoa, Chordata, Leptocardii, Amphioxiformes, Branchiostomatidae. Gene Ontology annotation, biological process: norepinephrine biosynthetic process; dopamine catabolic process; octopamine biosynthetic process. Gene Ontology annotation, cellular component: secretory granule membrane.
CCUGGGAACGAGGGUAUGGUUCACCAUUUUCUGGUCUACAACUGUAAGAAGAACCCGAACAUGACCAUUUGCCAGAGGAACAUCCGGGACAUGAGUGUUUUACUCCCAACAUGCCUCGCGACUGGGGAGAAUGUUAUCAGGGAAGCAUCCUUGUGGCAUGGGCCAUCGGUGGUGGGAGUAUCGUUUACCCAGAGCAGGUUGGUUACCCCAUCGGUGGCGAGGACGACAGUGGCUUUGUGCUGAUGGAAAUGCACUACGACAACCCUAUGUUGGUUUCAGGCACCCAUGACAGUUCAGGCAUCAGGCUGAUAUACACGCCGGAAGUGAGGGAGAACGACAUAGGAACCUUGGAGGUGGGAAUGUUGGUAAACAAAUACCACUUCAUCCCACCGCACGUCAAGGAGUUUACAUCGGCGGCAUUCUGUAGCUCGCAGUGUAUGAACGCGUUCCUGGAGGAGCAGGGACAGCCCAUCCACAUCAUAGGUGCAAGCCUCCAUGCUCACUUACUGGGGGUUAAGCUGCACGCCAGGCUGAUCCGUGACGGCGUGGAGACUGACAUCGUACGGGACGACAAUUACGACUUCGACCUGCAGUACAUGAUGAUGUUGAAGGAGGAACUCACAAUAUACCCCGGAGACAUUCUAAUUACAGAGUGCGUCUACGAUUCGUCACACAAAGAUUCCAUCGUGUAUGGCGGUAUCGGUACACCACAGGAGAUGUGUGAGACCUUCUUCUGGUACUACCCGAGGUUCAACCUGAGUAGGUGCGAUAGCAUGGUAAACGUGAUCAACACUGUCAGCUACGCGGGAGUUCAAGACUUCAAAUUUGACGAAGUUUAUGAUAUCGAAAUAACGGCACCUGCACACAUGGUCAACAUGUCCUAUGAGGAGGUCAUGGAGGCCGUGCCCUGGACGAACGAGAACGGGAAGAUUUUUUCUGACUACCUGAUUAAUUCAACCUUCUACUCGACUUGUCAGGGCAACCAUCUUACUAAAAUCGACACUAAUGCUUUGAUUGGACGGGCCGACCGGUUUCCACGUGGAGUCAGGCGGCCUACAGAAGACAUCUGCAGCCGGAGUUCCUCACCAACCUCUGACCCUGUUGGGGGCUCCACAGCAUUACGGCCACGACUCGCUGCAGUUUAUGCUUUCAUCAUUUACCUUUUGUCUCAUGUAAUUAUGGGGUAAAAGUAGACCAAUUUUGGCUGUGGACUCCAUGUACGUUGGCCGUCAAAUGGAAAACUAUCAGUCCACGGGUAUAUUAUGAAACAGUGGUCAAAAGAAAUAAAGAAUUUGCAAUCUGA